Myotis myotis is the source of this 1242-nucleotide messenger RNA. It is a transcript of the gene KCNK17, whose product is annotated as potassium two pore domain channel subfamily K member 17. Gene Ontology annotation, biological process: potassium ion transmembrane transport; stabilization of membrane potential. The record is from RefSeq and is a predicted model, not a curated record. Gene Ontology annotation, molecular function: potassium ion leak channel activity. The transcript is spliced from 5 exons. NCBI's taxonomy places the organism in Eukaryota, Metazoa, Chordata, Mammalia, Chiroptera, Vespertilionidae. The coding region runs from base 46 to 1080 and encodes 344 amino acids. Gene Ontology annotation, cellular component: membrane.
GGGACCAGCAGAGCGCGGCCCUUCCUCUCCACCUGGGUCCUGGCCAUGGCUCCCCAGGCCGGCCGCCCUGUCUGUCCUACCAUGUGCGGACCGCGAGCCCGGGCAGCGUCCGAGGGCAGGGCCCCGCGCUGUGCCCUGCCGGGCACCGUGCUCCUGCUCCUCGUCUACCUGGCUUACCUGGCCCUGGGCACCGGCGUGUUCUGGAUGCUGGAGAGCCCCGCGGCGCAGGCCUCCAAGGCGAGGUUCAAGCGCGACAAGUGGGCGCUGCUGCGGAACUUCACGUGCCUGGACGGCCCGGCGCUGGACUCGCUGAUCCGGGGCAUCAUCCAUGCGUACCAAACUGGGGACAUCGUCCUGGGCAACACCACCAGCAUGGGGCGCUGGGAGAUCGUGGGCUCCUUCUUCUUUUCCGUGUCCACCAUCACCACCAUCGGCUACGGCAACCUGAGCCCCCACACGAUGGCUGCCCGCCUCUUCUGCAUCUUCUUUGCUCUGGUGGGGAUCCCGCUCAACCUCGUGGUGCUCAACCACCUGGGGCACCUCAUGCAGCAGGGUGUGCACCGCUGUGCCCGCAGGCUGGGGGGCGCCUGGCAGGACCCGGCCAAGGCCCGCUGGCUGACGGGUUCGGGCACCCUCCUCUCGGGCCUCCUGCUCUUCCUGCUGCUGCCGCCCCUGCUCUUCUCCCACAUGGAGGGCUGGAGCUACGUGGAAGGCUUCUACUUCGCCUUCAUCACCCUCAGCACCGUGGGCUUCGGUGACUACGUGAUCGGGAUGGACCCCUCCCGGCAGUACCCACUGUGGUACAAGAACACAGUGUCCCUGUGGAUCCUCUUCGGGAUGGCGUGGCUGGCCCUGAUCAUCAAACUGAUCUUCUCCCUGAUGGAGACCCGGGGGAGAUCAUAUUCCUGCUACCACCACAGCUCCAAGGGGGACUUCAGGCCCCGAAGCUGGAGGCAGGGCCCAGAGGGAGAGGCAGAGCGCCACUCCCCAGGGCCAGGCUGCUACCCGGAGGGGUCUGUGGGAGCCAGGCAGCCUUCGGAACCCUCGACUCAGGUCUCACGCUGUGGAAGGGAGCGCUAGUUAUACUCCAGGGUUUGUCCCACCUUCAUUCUCAGUAGCAAGACCCCUUAUUUUAAUCUUGGUGCAGGGCCACCCAGACGAAAGACUACAUUUUUUAUGUCUUCUUUUGAGACUAGGUGCAGCUUUGUGACCAAAUUCUGCCCAAUAGGGUCCAUAAGAAGU